AUGGAUGCAUUCUACGACAACGAUGAAGCCAGAGAUCUUCUUGAAUUCGUAACCAAGGCACGCAUUGAGAAAGGCCCAAAGAAAGAUGGGAUGGCACCAUACGCAUUUGUGCAAUCCAUGGAGAAACCUCAUUGCUGGAAGCUUGUAAGGAUUGAACAGAACACGCAAGAACAAGAGGAAGUCGUCCUACGUAUCCAAGGAAUCAUAUGUGACAAGAGCAUACCACCAAUUAAAAGGCCAUUUGAAAUAGAGUCACAAGGCCGGAAAUAUCUACGUCAAAGCAUUACGCUUACAGGAUUCGGUUCAGACAUAAUGAAGAAAGCCAUUGAGAAUAUACAUUACAUCCAUGGGUUAUUCAAUCAGGAAUUCACGCAAGGAGAACUCGAGGCUUGGACGCCUGGAAGAUUCGGCCAGUUUGAUGCUAUCGACAUAUCGAACCGCUACUUCACCAGACGGAGUGACAUGAAUGGAGAGAUGCCAAUCCAAUUCAGUCGUGCUAUUGAUCCAGAUGAUAUAUUGACAAAUGCGUUAUCAAAUGACUUCGUUCAUAUUCAAGAGAAUGUCGUAGAGUAUUACGAGGCUGUAAAGAAGGACAACAAAAUCAAAUAUAUAGAUAUCAAUCCUGGACGUAUUCAGAGGGGAGACAUUUUGGAAAUUCAAGCUUCAUUUAUGGUUGUACCACUAAAAGCCAAGAAAUUCAAAAUGCUUAUCGUGCUAAGAGCGAUUACACUUUUAGACAACAGCGCUACCAAAAACGCAACUAUUUCACGACAAAUGAGUGGACAGGAAGUACGUCGCAUCAGCCAGACCCUAAAGAGAAAGACAGGAUACAGUGAGGAUGAGGAUGUAGAAAUGCGUGACAAGAGUAUACCAAUCGCCCCGGCAAGGCCGGAGCAUGAUUGGUAUACUAUCAAUGUAAAGAAGUAUAGUGAUCUGCUUGAGGCCGUCAUAACUGCUAGGACAACGAAGGGUCCAAAGGUUGUACAAUUGGCGUAUUUUAAUUCGGUGGAUGGAAUGUCUGAUUUAUGCUCAGUAACAGAGGUGGACAAACCAAGAUGUUGGAAGCUCACAAAGACCAACAUUGAUGACAACAGCCAAGAAGAAGUCGUACUGCGCAUACAGGGUAUUGUUUGCAAUGCAAGUCUUCCACCUGUGAAACGACCAUUCAAAAUAGAGUCAAAGCAGCGAAGAUAUCUGAAGCAAUCAUUAGCUUUGACGGGACUUGGGGGAACAAAAUUUUCCACCAUGAUUGAAAACAUUUACGACAUACAGCACAUUUUUGAGCGAUCACUACCCCACAACACCAUGGAUGCAUGGGUUCCUAGUUAUUAUGAAACAUGCAAAGCAUUGGAUAUGGGCAACCGCUAUUUCACAGACCGACGUGAUAUAAACGGUGACACUCCUAUUUCCUUUGGCACUGAGAUCGACCCACACAAUAUACUUACGAACGCAUUGUCCAAUGAAUUUGUUCACCUCCUGGAAAAUAAGGUUGAUUAUUAUGAAGCGCAACAAGGAACCGAUAAUAUUAUACGAUACUAUGAAAUCAACCCAAUGAAGAUACGUCCAGGAGAUGUUGUGGAAGUGCAGGUAUCAUUCGUUGCAAUACCGCUUAAGCAACAAAGAUACAAAAUACUGGUGGUGCUACGAGCUAUCACUCUACUAGAUUGCAGUCCACUACGAGUAAGCCAACAUUCAGCCAAAGUACACAAUGCUAACAGAAAACAGAAUGCAAGUAUUGCACGUCGCAUGAGCAGAGGUGCUGAACCCCGUCGGGCAAGCCAAUCGCUGAAGAGAAAGAUUGGUUAUGAAGAGGAUGAAGAGCAUGAUGCUGGGGAGAAGUUGAGCAAGAUGCGCCUGGACUGA
Molecule: messenger RNA, 1863 nt
Organism: Laccaria bicolor S238N-H82
Lineage: Eukaryota; Fungi; Basidiomycota; Agaricomycetes; Agaricales; Hydnangiaceae
Exons: 11
Coding region: 1-1863 (620 amino acids)
Source: RefSeq, a predicted model, not a curated record